Molecule: messenger RNA, 894 nt
Organism: Cotesia congregata
Lineage: Eukaryota; Metazoa; Arthropoda; Insecta; Hymenoptera; Braconidae
Source: the annotation of a GenBank genome assembly
AUGGCUGGACAACAACAGUCUUUCCUACCGGGUUACCCGGCAGCCCACCAGCAGGCGAUGAUUAACCAGUUUGGAGGCGGCCAAAUUGCGCCAGAGUUGAUGGGCCCGCAGCAAAGAGGUAUGUCAUCAGGGAUGAUGAAUCCUCAGCAAUUUGGAGCCGGAAUGGGAGGAAAUGUUGGCUCCAGUCCGAUGGCCCAGCAAGUUAUGACUCAGGAGCGUCAACAAUUAGCACAACAAACUCUUAUGCAGCAACAACUCCAACAGAUGCAACAGCAAAAAAGGCAAUUACAACAGCAGCAACAGACAGCUCUGAUUUCUCAGAACAAUCAGGCUGUUAAUCAAGUUCAGGCACCUCAACCUUCUGUUCCUCAAAUGCAGCCUCAAGUUCCACAACAGCAACAACCACAAUCGCAGCAACCGAGACAGCAAGAAUUUUCUCCAGUUGCUAUAUGCAAAAAGGGCCAAGAAACAGUCCAGAAAAUAACCUUAGCAGUACAGGAACUUUAUCAAAUGCUUAAAAAUAUUCAACCUCCAACUGGGCCUCAUCAAGGAUUUGCUACAGCGGUUGAAAGCAAAAAAUCGGUGAAGAUUGCUUUAACUAAUAUUUGUACGCUUUGUACACACUUGAGAAGGAUAUAUAACUUAUGUAAUGAGAAUAGCCAGCUCCAGGGUAUGGAAUACACCCACAUCGAAAGUUUAAUUCCCUUCAAAGGAGAGUGGGAUAUGAAAUCAGAUGAAAAAAAAACCUCUGAAGUCUAUCGCCAUGUCUGUGAAGAGCGUAAUCAAUUAAUUGAACAAUUAACUAUAAAAAAUCGUCAACUAAAGGAAAUUAUCGAUCAUAUACGAUUGAUAACAUCAGAAAUAAAUAUAAUGCUACAUAUGCGGCGAUCUUAG